This is a messenger RNA of Mesorhabditis spiculigera, 1464 nucleotides long. Lineage: Eukaryota; Metazoa; Nematoda; Chromadorea; Rhabditida; Rhabditidae. The record is from the annotation of a GenBank genome assembly.
AUGGAGCAUGCGGCCGAUCGCUUCUACGCCACACAAGCCGAGCAGAAAAUACGAUACGGCGCCAUCUUCGGCACUCGGACGCGCUUCAUCCUGCUCGUCCUCGUCCUAUUAUGUCUAACAUCCAUUUGGUCUAACAUUCUAACCUUCAAUUUUGCCGUCAUUUGUAUGGGCCCUGACGCGAAUUCGACGAAUAAUGAUGACACGUACACAUUCUCUGGAGGCCAAAAAUCGUGGGUGAUCUCGGUGGUGGCGAUCGCGGCGCUCGUCUCCAAUUUCCCGGCCGUCGCGCUGGUUAACAAGCUCGGUAUCCGCACCGUAUUCACCAGUCUCGGGCUGCUCUCUGCCGUCUCCACGCUGUUGAUACCGUCGGCGAUUCGGUUAGGAUUCCCGUUCUUCCUGGUGGUCCGCGCGCUGCAGGGCGUCGCCUUCGCCGCCAACUUCCCGGUGAUCGGCGCCUUUUGCGCAAAGUGGACGUAUUACAAGCAGAACGGCCUCUUCGUCUCGGCCCUCGUCGCCUACGUGCAGUUGUCCCCCGCAUUCACCAACCCCUCCUCCGGCGCCUUGUGCGAUGCGUUCAGAUGGCCCAGCAUUUUCUACGCUCACGGCACCGUGUCGCUGGUGCUGUUCAUCACCUACGGCCUCUUCUACCGCAACAACCCGAACAAGCACCCGUUCGUCGGCGACGUCGAGAGGAACAAGAUCAGCGUCGGCAAGGCGAAGAUUGACAAAAAAUCGCUGAAGAAGAUCCCGUACGGGGACAUCCUGAAGACGCCGGCCGUCUGGGCCACCUGGAUCGCCUCCAUCGGCAACUUCACCUGCGUCAACAUGAUGUUCCUCUUCUCGCCGACGUAUUUGGCGACUGUCCUCGGCUACUCUGUGCACAACACCGGCAUCACCGCCGCCCUUCCGCCGUUGGCCCAAUUCGCGAUGAAGCUGUUCAUUGGUGCCCUCUCCGACCGUAUCCACUUCAUCUCCGAGCAGAACAAGUUCCGCCUCUUCAACACGCUCGCCUUCUGCGGCUCGUGCGGUUUCCUGGUGGCGCUCGCGUUUUGGGAUACGAAACAUACGAGCACCUGCACGAUACUUCUCGGAGGAGCUGCCGGAAUCCUUGGCGCCACAACCGGCGGCUUCUUCAAAUCGGGCCCCGUCUUGUCGAAGCAAUACAGCCACUUUGUGACUGGCAACAUCUCGCUGGGAAUCACGAUCACGAUGCUCGUCGUCCCGUUCUACGUGAAUGCCCUGACGGUACACAAUACACCCGAGGAAUGGCGAUGGGUGUUCAUCAUCACCGGCGCGGUCAUGGUCGUAACCAACGCGAUCUUUGUCAUCUUCAUCAAGGGCGAGCCGUGCAAGUGGACCGAGGACCAAUUCGCAAAACGCAACAGCAUCAAGUCGCUGUCGGAGAUCCAGCUGGGCCACGUCGUCAACAAGCCCAGAUCGUCAGUGGCCCCCGCCGACAAAUAU